Molecule: messenger RNA, 3606 nt
Organism: Chiloscyllium plagiosum (whitespotted bambooshark)
Lineage: Eukaryota; Metazoa; Chordata; Chondrichthyes; Orectolobiformes; Hemiscylliidae
Gene: kpna3
Product: karyopherin alpha 3 (importin alpha 4)
Biological process (GO): protein import into nucleus
Cellular component (GO): cytoplasm
Molecular function (GO): nuclear import signal receptor activity; protein binding
Source: RefSeq, a predicted model, not a curated record
GUCCGGGAGUUGACGCUGUCGAACAUUCUCUGGUCUCCUCGGUGGCGGGCGGAGCUGAGCGGAGCGCGAUGGCCGACAGCAGCGGCGCCGAGAACCACCGCAUCAAAAGCUUCAAGAACAAGGGCCGCGAUGUCGAGACUAUGAGAAGACAUAGAAAUGAAGUGACGGUGGAACUAAGAAAGAACAAGAGAGACGAACAUUUACUCAAGAAAAGAAAUGUGCCACAAGAGGAAAGUUUAGAAGAUUCUGAUGUGGAUGGAGAUUUCAAAGCUCAAAAUAUAACAUUAGAUGCUAUUCUUCAGAAUGCAACUAAUGAAAAUCCAGUCAUUCAACUCAGUGCUGUUCAGGCUGCAAGGAAGUUGCUGUCAAGUGAUAGAAAUCCUCCAAUUGAUGAAUUAAUAAACUCUGGAAUCUUGCCCGUGCUGGUACGAUGUCUGGAGAGGGAUGACAAUCCAUCUCUUCAGUUUGAAGCUGCUUGGGCGCUGACUAAUAUAGCAUCUGGGACUUCUGCGCAAACUCAAGCAGUGGUUGAAGCAAAUGCUGUGCCUCUGUUUCUGCGAUUACUGCAUUCCCCACAUCAGAAUGUUUGUGAGCAAGCAGUCUGGGCUCUAGGGAACAUCAUAGGUGAUGGUCCUCGUUGUAGAGACUACGUCAUCUCAUUGGGAGUUGUCAAACCUCUUCUGUCUUUCAUCAAUCCCUCCAUCCCCAUAACUUUCCUCCGAAACGUCACAUGGGUCAUAGUUAACCUCUGCAGGAAUAAGGAUCCACCACCACCAAUGGAAACAGUUCAGGAGAUCCUACCGGCACUCUGCGUGUUGAUAUAUCAUACAGAUAUUAAUAUACUCGUGGACACAGUGUGGGCUUUGUCUUAUCUGACAGAUGGAGGUAAUGAACAAAUACAGAUGGUGAUUGAUUCGGGUGUGGUGCCUUUCCUUGUUCCACUGCUAAGUCAUCAAGAGGUCAAGGUUCAGACAGCUGCACUGAGAGCUGUGGGCAACAUAGUGACAGGUACUGAUGAACAAACGCAGGUUGUUCUCAAUUGUGAUGUACUAUCACACUUUCCUAAUCUUCUCACCCAUCCUAAAGAGAAGAUCAACAAGGAAGCAGUGUGGUUCCUCUCCAACAUUACCGCAGGAAACCAACUCCAAGUGCAAGCUGUGAUAGAUGCUGGUUUGAUUCCUAUGAUUAUUCAUCAACUGGCCAAGGGAGAUUUUGGAACUCAAAAGGAAGCUGCAUGGGCAAUCAGUAACUUGACAAUUAGUGGCAAAAAGGAGCAGGUUGAAUAUCUCGUGCAGCAGAAUGUAAUCCCCCCUUUCUGUAAUUUACUGGGAGUUAAAGAUGCUCAGGUGGUACAGGUUGUACUUGAUGGACUGAACAAUAUUUUGAAAAUGGCUGGUGAGGAAGCAAGUACGAUAGCAGAAAUGAUAGAGGAAUGUGGAGGUUUGGAAAAAAUAGAAGCCUUGCAGCAACAUGAAAAUGAAGAGAUCUAUAAACUAGCUUAUGAAAUCAUAGAUCAGUACUUUUCUGGUGAUGAUAUUGAUGAAGAUCCAAGUCUCCUUCCUGAAGCGACACAAGCUGGAACUUUCAGUUUUGACCCCACAGCGAACAUUCAAGCGAAGGAGUUCAAUUUCUAAGCUGAGAAGAUGCUGUAGCUUCCCUGUCCCUUGCCAACCCAAAACACCAAAAAAAAUUCACCAAGCAGAAGUGUGAUGGAGGCUCGAGAGACAUCUGCGCAUCUACAUUUGAUGCUUUUUGAAAAGCCUAAUUAUCAAUCGCUCAGCAAUUGCCAAAAUUUGCUACCACAGGGAUUGUUGACACAUGUGCAUGAUUCUUGUGAGCCCAUGAGUAACCAUCAUAUCAACAAACUAGAGUAAUCCCCAACAUCGCCUGUGAUUCAGCCUUUCCCUCCCUGGUACCUCAUUCCUGUGACAGUAGUAGCAAUCUCACUUACAACGUUGCAUAUUAGGCACACAAGAUAAUAGCUGUCUACAUAGAACAGGAAGAUUUCUGAACGAUUAAAAAUUUAAUGAUGGGACUUGCAAAGAGACUUGGCUUUGACGUGUGAAAUAGGCUUUUUAGAAGAUUUUACACCGGGGCUUACAGUAGAAGGAUUUGCAAAUACCAUAGAACCAUCAUUGGCCAGAGUGGUCCAUGGAUGAACUAAAACCAGGAUUUUUUUUCUGGUAACUGCAAAACAUUUUUUUGCUAUAGGGUGGUUUAACAAAAAAUCCUGUUUGCAUCCAUAUUAGGUUGUGCUCGCACUGCCUCUCAGACUAGGCUGGAAACUAAACUUAAUGAAGGAGCCAAGUUUAACCACGACUUCUUGAAAGAGCCCCAGCUGAUUACUACAACCACUAUUAGGAACCUGUGUUUUAAUUUUCUUUCCCUGCUCUUUUGAAGUACUUAUCAAAUGCUGUGCAUGGUGUUUUACCUGAGCUGCAAUUAUUAUAUCGAUGUGACUUGAGCCUCUGCUUUAAGCUGAAAGCAAGAUUCACCCACAUUUCCUGUUCACAUUCAAGUUUUUGCUCCAUUAGAUAAUUCAGAUUCUGUACAUAUGAAGAAACUUAAAAUUAACCAUUUAAUCUGCUGCGAAUCUUGCUUCCAACUAUUAGGUGAAUCAGUAUUUUUUUUUUAAUUUCAGGUUAAGCCAAUCCAGUAGUAAAAUAAAUUGUUGGACUUUUAAUGGGUUUAAACUGUGGAGCUUCCAUGUUUGCAGUGACACACAGUCUUACACAGUCGUGCAUCGUAAAUUGACCGUUCCUUACUGUGGAUACUGCUGAUAGCUGAGAACUAGCAGCUAUUUCAUUAAAUUUGGUCAUGGACUUGAGUAUUAUUGAGAAGAAUCUAAAGCCACACUUUUUAUUCAAAUUAUUAGAAACAAAUUUGAAAAGGAGGAAAAUGUUUGAAAAGGAGUGUAAAUCUUUACAGAGAAUAUAACGUAAGCAUUGUAUUAAGGCUGUACAGAAGCUUACAGUUAAGUGUACAUCUGGUCCAUUAAUGUUGAAUGCUUUAUUUACUGUAUUUAAUACGCACCGGGAGGUUUUUUUCGUAGGUAUUAGACUAGGUGACACUAUUCAGGGAUGGGGUUUGUUGCUGUGGUGACUGGAUGUAAACUUCCCCUCAUGCAUUAUUGUAAAGGGACAGAUUGCAUUUGAGCUAAUUUAGUUAACAAGUGUGGGCAGUAUCUACUGUAAUUGAAUCUGAAAAAUGCAAUCAAGCUCUGCUGAUGAGUUGUAUCUCAUUGAUGAACAAAAUUGUGCAGGUUUAUAUCCAUCUUAAUACCUUGCCGUCAAGACUGAGCCACUUUAAAGACUACGAUAUCUUGUAUCUUUGAGGGAUACAAGUUUAUAUAAAACUGCAAGAUUUUUACUUGCUGAUGAAACUGUUUUAAUGAUACAAAUAGUGUUUUGGCCUCGGUUAUUUAUAUCCUUUUUAUAAAUUUUAAAUUAAAAUCUCUCUUUAAGGUGGCUCAUUUCAGCUCUUCUGCCUGAAGAAUGAGUUGAAUUUCAUUGUGCCUUUGUUUUUCCUAUAUAUUUUUAUGUUGUAAAAUCUGCUACAUAUGGUAACUGCAUAAUAUCCAUUCGCACAAUAUAGAAUUUAAAAUGU